This is a messenger RNA of Mizuhopecten yessoensis (Yesso scallop), 1294 nucleotides long. Its product is annotated as growth arrest and DNA damage-inducible protein GADD45 alpha-like. Gene Ontology annotation, biological process: regulation of cell cycle. Lineage: Eukaryota; Metazoa; Mollusca; Bivalvia; Pectinida; Pectinidae. The record is from RefSeq and is a predicted model, not a curated record. Gene Ontology annotation, cellular component: nucleus; cytoplasm. The transcript is spliced from 3 exons. Bases 97 to 573 code for a protein of 158 amino acids.
CGCUUGUUCACUGAUCGGUCCGCAUCGUAUCUCGCUCUGUGCUUACAUUUGAACCUUGGAUAAUACAAUACGGAUUAUAUCACAUCAAUUAACAACAUGACUCUACCAGAUAACGUCGAAUGUGCUCCUGAGCAAUCCACAAGAAGGCCAACUGACAUUGGAAUAGCCCUGAGAGAGGUUCUGGUCAAAUCCUUGGCCAGUAACCGUCUGACCAGUGGGGUGUUCUCCUGUGUGACGCUCCUAAAUACCCAGCCUGAGGACGUGUCUGUCUGUGUCCUGCCGGACGUCGGACCACAAAUGGAUGUCAGUAUCAACAUUCAGCAUAAACUUUUGGAGGCCUACUGUUGGGAGAACGACAUCCCUGUCCUCCGCGUGGAUAGUGGAGACAAACUCAGCGCCAUCCUCAAGUCCACUGCCACCAAUAACAACGCCUCCGAGCUGUCAGACACCAGCUGCGUUCUUGUACAGAACCCUGUUUCUUCUUCAAAAGAAGAUGUCCUUGUCAAUAAGUUUUAUAACGAUGUAAUGGCUAGCGAUAUCUACCCUCGACCUAUCAUCCAGCUACCAGUCUGACCAGUGAUCGGUCAGUUAUUUUGACAACUGCUCAGGAAGCCCAUCCUGAGAAAGAUCAAAACUCAACCCAUGGUCAUCCUGGCUAGACAAGUAUCAUCUGACCAACGGUCCCGCGUUCGGUCCAGAGAAAUCCCGUGCUUGACCCGAAAUCUUCACGGACAAUCUGGGGUCAGAUAACGUCAUUCCCACGUGUGACGCGGCCAACCGUGGCCAUAUCUGGACCUGCCCAGAAACACGUGGUGUUGUCUGACCCCGCACCGGACAAAAAGAGGACAAACUCUAAGUGUGCUGGAUCAUAUGAAAAGCUAAGGACACAUUAUCACAAUGCUGAUCUUGAGCCAAUAAUAGCUAACUCCUGACAAACGUUCAAGUAUUAACGGACUAAUUUCAUUGUCACAUGCGGACAGCUGUCGUGUUCCAAACAUGGAAAGGCGUUAUCGUUUGCCUUGGACUAUUGUCAUACAAAUUACAAACAAUAUUUGAAUAUGUUAAUUGGAAGAUGGACUUCCGUUAUAUUAACAUUGCUGUAUCUGUGCAUGGCAACAGCUUGUGCAAAAACUGUGGAAAAGCUGAGCAUGCGUCUCGCCACAUCACAAGACACCUACAGUGGGAGAGACACGUAGCGAAUCUGAACUUUUGACUAUAAAACCAAUGCAUGUUUUAUUUUAUUUGCUUACUGCAAUCAAUUCAUUUAUGAUUAAUAAAAAUCACUUGCAUUCAA